UUUGAUAUGGCAGAGUUUUGAUCACCCAACGGAUACGCUAUUAGCAGGCAUGAAGCUUGGGAGGAAUUUUGUAACUGGCAGAGAGGUGUACUUGUCAUCAUGGAAGAAUGAGGAGGAUCCAGCUCCGGGUGAUUAUACAUACCACUGUGAUCCUACUGGUUACCCACAGACUAUUGUGAAGAAGGGCUCAGAUGUUGUGUAUAGCUCUGGACCGUGGAAUGGUCGAUAUUUCAGUGGAACACAAAACUCGAGACUAGGUACUUUCUAUACAUAUGGAGUAUAUUCAAGUAAGACAGAGGUGUACUUUUUGUAUAAGCUCACAUCUUCAGUUCUUGUGAGGUUGACAGUAAGUCAUAAUGGAAUUCUACAGAUUUGGACUUUGGGUGACAGAGAACAGGGUUGGGUACCUUUGAUCUUAGUACCAGCAGAUAAAUGUGAGGUUUAUAAUUCGUGUGGCGCAUAUGGUAGCUGCAACAGUCAAGAUUCUCCAGUAUGUAGAUGCUUAGAUAAAUUUGUGCCCAACAAUAGUGAUGCUUGGAAGAGGGAAGAUUGGUCAGGUGGCUGUGUUCGGAAAACUAAACUAAAUUGCCUUCAAAGAGAUGUAUUUUUGAAGUAUUCGCAUAUUAAAUUGCCAGACACACGGAAUUCCUGGUCCAAUGUGACUAUGACACUAGAAGAAUGCAAGGAUAUCUGCUCAAAAAAUUGCUCUUGUAUGGCUUACUCAAACCCUGACAUACGAGGAAGUGGAUGCUUAUUGUGGUUUGGGGAUCUGCUUGACAUUCGGAAGGGAACCAACGGACUGCAAGAGAUCUACAUAAGAAUGGCUGCUUCUGAAUCAGAUAAUCAGGAGGAAUCGGAUGGAAAGAAAGGAAAAGUACUUUUCUGGAUUCUGCCAUUAUCAGUUGGUCUGAUUCUGGUAUUCCUUAGUCUGCUGAUCUACCAUAGAAGAAGGAAGAAGGCUUUAGAGCUCAAAAACAAAGGAAGGACAGGAUGUGGGGGCAAUUGCGCUGAAGAAUUUGAAAUACCACUGUUUGACUUAUCUACCAUAGCAAACGCUACCAAUAACUUUUCAAUUGACAGACAGAUUGGAGAGGGAGGCUAUGGACCUGUUUACAAGGGCAUACUUGAAGGAGGGGAAGUAGCUGUCAAGCGGUUAUCUAGAACUUCCACACAAGGAGAAAAUGAGUUCAAAAAUGAAGUUGUAUAUAUUGCCAAACUUCAGCACAGAAAUCUGGUGAAGAUUCUUGGCUGCUGCAUUGAAGGGAAGGAAAAAAUGUUGAUCUAUGAGUAUUUGCCGAAUGGGAGUCUUGAUUCAUUUAUAUUUGAUGACGCACAAAGCAAGGUAUUAGAUUGGCCUAAGCGAUUUCACAUUAUCAAUGGUAUAGCUCGGGGACUUAUGUAUCUGCAUCAAGAUUCUCAAUUGAGAAUAAUCCACAGAGACCUGAAAGCUAACAACAUCUUGUUAGACAAGGACUUGAAUCCAAAGAUAUCAGACUUCGGGAUAGCAAAAAUAUGUGAAGAGAAUGACAAUGGAGCCAAGACAAACCGAGUUGUUGGAACAUAUGGAUACCUCUCACCAGAAUAUGCAUUGCACGGGAGAUACUCAGUAAAAUCAGAUGUAUUUAGCUUUGGUAUCUUAAUAUUGGAAAUUGUGAGUGGGAAAAGCAACAGAAGAUUCUCUCAUCCAGAUCACAACCUUAAUCUACUUGGACAUGCAUGGAAACUCUAUAAAGAAGGUAGGUCAACAGAACUACUUGAUGAAUACCUAGGUGAUUCUUGUUCAACAACCGAAGUGGAACGAUCAAUCUGUGUUGGUCUAUUAUGUGUCCAACAAAGUCCAGAAGACCGUCCAAGUAUGUCUUCUGCAGUUAUGAUGUUAAGCAAUGAAGGUGAAUUGCCACAGGCUAAACAGCCAGGUUUUUACAUAGAAAGAGAUGCACCAGAUGGUGAAUUAUAUGCACAGAAUACAGUGAGUGAGACCCCCAUCACAAUAUUAGCUCUUCGUCUGCGCCGAGCACUGAAAAAGGAAAUGGAGGUACAACUUCAAUUAUACAACUUUACACCAAUUUAUGAAUCAAAGAUGAACUUCCUCAUAGAUACAGAUGAAUGCAUAUCGGCAGUAGAAUUAGAUGAAAAUGAUAGGGGAUUUGACAAAGGGUUGAUGAUCGGGCAAAACGAAAGAGAGGGAAAUGAGGAGUUUAGUUGGAUUUUCCCUCCACUGAUGCAUACAAUAACUACAACUCAUUUUCUGAAAGAUGGUGAUGAUAAUGUUGCUUCAACUGGUGGAAUAUUCGAAAUGGGGUUCUUCAGUCCAGGUAAUUCGAAAAAUCGCUAUGUGGGUAUGUGGUAUAAGAACACAUCUGUUAGGACAGUGGUGUGGGUUGCCAACAGAGAAGCUCCUUUGACUGGUGGAUUAGGUAUCUUGAAAAUAAUCAAGCCAGGAAUUCUUGUCCUUGUCAAUGGCACUAGCCAUGUUGUGUGGUCAACUAAUACCACUAGAUCUGUGCAGAAUCCUGUAGCGCAGUUGCUAGAUUCUGGAAAUCUUAUUGUCAAAGAAGCUGGUGAUGAUAGCCCGGGGAAUUUGAUAUGGCAGAGCUUUGAUCACCCAACGGAUACGCUAUUAGCAGGCAUGAAGCUUGGUAGGAACUUUGCAACUGGCAGAGAGGUGUACUUGUCAUCAUGGAAGAAUGAUGAGGAUCCAGCUCCCGGUGAUUCUACAUACAACUGUGAUCCUUCUGGUUACCCGCAGAAUAUCCUGAAGAAGGGCUCGGAUGUAGUAUACCGUUCUGGACCAUGGAAUGGUCGCUCUUUCAGUGGGAACCAAAACUCAAGAGAAGGUCCUUCCUAUACAUUUGGAGUAUAUUCAAGUAAGACAGAGGUGUAUUUUGGAUAUAACCUCACAACUUCAAUUCUCGUGAGGUUGACAUUAAGUCACAAUGGAGUCCUACAGGUUUGGACUUGGGGUGAUGGAGACCAAGGUUGGAUCCCUUUCCUCUUAAUACCCGCUAAUAACUGUGAUAUGUAUAAGUUGUGUGGCGCAUAUGGCAGCUGCAACAGUCAAGAUUCUCCAGAAUGUGGAUGCUUAGACAAAUUUGUGCCCAACAAUAGUGAUGCUUGGAAGAGGAAAGACUGGUCAGGUGGCUGUGUUCGGAGAACUGAACUAAAUUGCCUCCAAGAAGAUGUAUUUUUGAAGUAUUCGCAUAUCAAAUUGCCAGACACACGGAAUUCCUGGUCCAAUGUGGCUAUGACACUAGAAGAAUGCAAGAAUACCUGCUCUAAAAAUUGUUCUUGUAUGGCUUACUCCAAUUCUGACAUACUCAACGGAGGAAGUGGAUGCUUAUUGUGGUUCAAGGAUCUGCUUGACAUUCGGCAGGGGCCCAACGGAGGGCAAGAUAUCUACAUUAGAAUGGCUUCUUCUGAAUCAGAUAGUCUGGAGCAAUCAGAUGGAAAGAAAAGGAAAGUACUUUUCUGGAUUCUACCAUUAUCAGUUUGUUUGAUUCUGGUAUUCCUUACUCUGGUGGUCUACCAUAGAAGAAGGAAGAAGGCUUUAGAGCUCAAAAACAAAGAAUUUGAAAUACCACUGUUCGACUUAUCUACCAUAGCAAAGGCUACCAAUAACUUUUCAAUUGACAGACAGAUUGGAGAGGGGGGCUUUGGACCUGUUUACAAGGGCAUACUUGAAGGACAGGAAAUAGCCGUCAAGCGGUUGUCUAAAACUUCUACACAAGGAGAAAAAGAGUUCAAAAAUGAAGUUUUAUAUAUUGCUAAACUUCAGCAAAGGAAUCUGGUGAAGAUUAUUGGCUGUUGCAUUGAAGGGGAAGAAAAAAUGUUGAUUUAUGAGUACUUGCCAAAUGGGAGUCUUGAUUCAUUUAUAUUUGAUGACAUACAAAGCAAGGUAUUAGACUGGCCUAAACGAUUUCACAUUAUCAAUGGCAUAGCUCGGGGACUUAUGUAUCUGCAUCAAGAUUCUCAAUUGAGGAUAAUCCACAGAGAUCUGAAAGCUAACAAUAUCUUGUUAGACAAGGACAUGAAUCCAAAGAUAUCAGACUUUGGCAUUGCAAAAAUAUGUGAUGGGAAUGACAUUGGGGACAAGACAAACCAAGUUGUUGGAACACAUGGGUACCUCUCACCGGAAUAUGCAUUGCACGGGAGAUACUCAGUAAAAUCAGAUGUAUUUAGCUUUGGUAUCUUAAUAUUGGAAAUUGUGAGUGGGAAAAGCAACAGAAGAUUCUCUCAUCCAGACCACAACCUUAAUCUACUUGGACUUGCAUGGAAACUCUAUAAAGAAGGCAGGUCGACAGAACUACUUGAUGAAUACCUAGGGAAUUCUUGUUCAACACCUGAAGUGGAACGAUCAAUCUGUGUUGGUCUAUUAUGUGUCCAACAAUGUCCAGAAGAUCGUCCAAGUAUGUCUUCUGUGGUUAUGAUGUUAAACAAUAAAGCUGUAUUGCCACAGGCUAAACGGCCAGGUUUUUACAUUGAAACAGAUGCACCGGAUGGUGAACUCUCGUCUAGCCAUACUGAGACCCCCAUCACAAUAUUGGUUGCUCAAUAA
Solanum verrucosum is the source of this 4555-nucleotide messenger RNA. RefSeq lists its product as uncharacterized. The transcript has 15 exons. Lineage: Eukaryota; Viridiplantae; Streptophyta; Magnoliopsida; Solanales; Solanaceae. The record is from RefSeq and is a predicted model, not a curated record. Gene Ontology annotation, molecular function: protein serine/threonine kinase activity; ATP binding. Gene Ontology annotation, biological process: recognition of pollen; protein phosphorylation. Bases 50 to 4555 code for a protein of 1501 amino acids.